Messenger RNA from Durio zibethinus, 1042 nucleotides. RefSeq lists its product as uncharacterized. The record is from RefSeq and is a predicted model, not a curated record. Lineage: Eukaryota; Viridiplantae; Streptophyta; Magnoliopsida; Malvales; Malvaceae.
ACGAAUUUUCUGGUUGCAGCAAAAACCCUAAUUUCCUCAGUCUUAGUAGAGGGCUUCAGUUGAAAAAAGCGUUUCGUUUUCUCAUCCAUCGGAUUGAUCUUGUGAUCCCACCAAAAAAGGAGUUAUUUUUAAUGGCCGGAAAAGCAGCGCAAUCUUUGGGGAAGGCAGUGGGGGAAUACCAAUACCCAUGGCGUGAAAAAUUGGCCAAAUACAAAGUAGAGUUAUCAAAGGGAGUGUGGGGGUAUUGGGAACUCGGAGCCUGGAAGCCUCUGGGCAUCAGCGCUCGCCGUCGAGCCAGGCUCCGCAAGGAAGUGCUUUUAGCAGGGCAAGAUUGGCCGUACGAUCCAGAGAGGAAAGAAAUGAGAACUAAGAUGAAAGGUCACAAGUGUGACAGAGUUGCCGCUGAGAAAAGGGAGAAUACUGCUAAUUUGAUGCAGAAAAUGCCUGAGAUGUUGCUUGCUUAUAAGAAACGUAGGUGGGAGAAGAAAAUGAAGGAAGAGGAGAAAUUGAAAGAAAAAUAAAUCUCAAAAUAUUUACAUAUUUUCUUCCUUUGUUUUUUCUUUUUGGGUCAAAAUAAGAAAAGAUUUUGGGUUUGGAAUUUGCAAAUGCCAAAUCUUGUACCGAUGAACUCAAUGUUGGGAAUCUGCUUAGAUUAUGUAUUGUCUGAAUUUUUAUACAGAUCUUUUUAGCCUGUUUGUCUUGGUAGUUAUUCAUUUCAUACAACGCACUGUACUUCUUUUCCCAGAAGAAUGCAUCGACAACCAACAAGUUCAAAGCUCUUUGUGCAAAGCUAUGUCCAAAGAUAUUGAUGAACUUGAUGACAUAUAUCCCAAUCCUUUGUAAAUCAUUAUUGAAUCCUAAUUUGGAACAAAAUUCUAAUCCCAAGUAGUAGAAAACAGGAACGAGCAAAAGAGAUAGUCGUAGGUUCCACCGAGAUUUGAACUCGGGUUACUGGAUUCAGAGUCCAAUGUCCUAACCGCUAGACCAUGGAACCUGUUGGCUACUAAAAUUUUAUCAUUAUAUUAAAUGGCCAACAAAAUCU